Penicillium cataractarum is the source of this 522-nucleotide messenger RNA. RefSeq lists its product as uncharacterized. The coding region runs from base 1 to 522 and encodes 173 amino acids. NCBI's taxonomy places the organism in Eukaryota, Fungi, Ascomycota, Eurotiomycetes, Eurotiales, Aspergillaceae. The transcript has 2 exons. The record is from RefSeq and is a predicted model, not a curated record.
AUGGCCAAUCACCCAUUACACCCAGCCGCCGUUCACUGGCCAAUCGCACUGAUCAGUACAGCUUUUGGAGUUGACUUAUUGAAUGCUUUCCAUGCAUAUAUCCCAGCAGCUGCACUCAGUUAUCUCCCUGAAUCCACCGAGCUUACUAUCAUUUCAUACUAUGCUCUGUCCGCUGGCCUUCUGAGUGGAGUUGGCGCUGUCGUGACGGGCGUUGUCUCGGCCGGCCGAAUGGUGAUGAAGCAGGGUAGUAUUCUUGAAGCAGACAAGAAAACCCUGAGACCCAAGUUCAAGACAUUGUUUGCUCACGCUGCUUUGAAUGACCUCGCUCUUUUGACUGGAGCAGGAUACUGGUGGGUGCGCCGACAGUCGGGUGGUCCCGUGUACGUGCCUGAGGGUCGAUUGCUUGGGCUGGGCGGCGCUCUGGUCGCGAUUCAGCUAUUCGCUGCUAGCCUUGGUGGUACCUUGGUAUAUGGCUACGGUGCUGGUAUCGGGCGCGCCAGGCCGAAGGGCAAAGCGCAAUAA